AUGACUCGUAGGUCUCGCAGGGUGGCCUAUGUAGCCAAGGCUUGUGUGUCCUGUGCUCGAUCCAAACAACGUUGUGACGGUCAUUCACCAUGUGGAAGGUGUUCUCUCAAGAACCUUGACUGUGUGUAUCGCCAUUUGCUGCAGAAGGGACAGAACUCAACCCGUGGUGCCAGCCCCCAGUCCCCUUCCGCUAGCAGAGAGAGCCAUUCACAUAACACUUUACCCGUGGUCCAGAGCCAGCCCCGCCCUUUACCACUUAACUCAGCACCGAGUGUUCACAGUCCCGCGUCUGAAGCGAUCGGUGAGCCUCCUUCUUUAUCAACAGACGUCGGCAACAAUUUUGUAGAGAUGAAUUUGGCUUCAGGGCAGGAAACCUUUCCUGAUGGAGUCUCCACCAACAAUCUUACAUUUAAGAUUGGAGAAUUGGACUUGCAAGGCUGGGCGUCGCUGGGUAUCGAUGUUCCCUGGAACAGUUCCAUGCACUCCAUGCUCGACAACCCCUUAUUCGAACUACCUCACCCCAUGGCAUUCUUUUUCCAGAGUCCAAGCGAGCUACUCGGCCAAUCAGACGUCCAGGCAAUACCGUGCCCUAUGGACAGUGAGCCCAUGGUCCAUCAACUCGAAUGCGAAACCCCGACCCCCAACUUUACUCAGUCCUUGGACAUUUCAAGUUCUCAAGGCCAAAGCAACCAGACAUCGCCCGAAACCACUUCGUAUUCCUCUGUUAGAGAUGAUGCCGAGCUUGAGCCAUGGAGGGCAGAAGACUACGGGCAUGUGCCCGAUAUUAAUGAUGAAGCUUAUCAAGUCAUGGUUUCCAACUUUGAACAACUCAAUAGCGACAAUGCAUAUUGCAUCCCAUUCACAGACAAACAUUUGCCAUCUCUGCAGCAUAUGCAGAUCUAUAUGCAAGUUUACUUUGAAGAGUAUCACCCUGUUUUCCCUCUACUCCAUAAGGCGACAUUCUCACCUAACAAGGACGACUGGCUAUUGAGCCUUGCCGUUUCAUCGAUUGGGUGCCUGUUUUCGAAAACCUUGCGGUCAAAAGAAGUCUUUCCAAUUAUGCAGGAAUUUCUACGCCGAGCUAUUCGAAUCCAGCUGGAGCGAAGUCAGACCUCAACACCCAGUAUCAGUGUUGCUCAGGCUUCUGUCCUGAACCAGAUCGGCAUGAUGUACGGCGGGGACCUAAGAUUCGCAGAAUGUGCUCAUGAGACAAUGGCGCAACUUACAACCCAAUGCCGAAAGAUUGCUUCAUCCUCACACAACUUAGCAAAGUCAUCAGUCGCUGAAAACACGGUAUCUCAAGGCUGGAAAGCAUGGAUCAGGGCCCAAUUAGAAAUUCGAUUGUUUUAUUGCGCGUGGCUUGUAGAUAGCCAGCAAGUUGGCUUCUUCGCCUUUUCAUCAACGAUUCCAAUUGACUUUCUCCAGUUUCCCAUGCCGGUUAAUGAAUAUGUCUGGGGUAUGUCUACUGACGAGAUGUGGCAGAAUAGUCUCGCAGACGGUAUGCCCUUGCUCCUCAACCUCUACCGUUAUCGUGAGGUCCCUAGCCAGCUUGAUGCGUUUAACUCGCUUCUUCUGGUCAUGGGUAUUCUAAAUGAUUUGUCUUGGCUUCGCCAUGCUCAUUUAUAUUUGGACAUUUUGCAGCGACAUGUCGCGAAUUUGCCACCGACAGCACUUACUCGAGCUGUCAUGACUAGCAUUCACAUGGUUUCUCUCUUAAUAUACUUCCCGACUAGAGAGGUUAUCGCUUUCGGACGUUGGCGGGUCACUGAAGCCCAACAUUCAGUAGUUAUUGAGAAACUUAAGAGAUGGAUUUCCCAUACCGGCAGUGCACGAGAGGCUCUGGUCCAUGCGUGCAGCAUUUGGUCCCAGAUUCGCUCGAGCCGCACCAAUGCCCAUCAUGAGGCGCCAGCCUUGUUACAUAGCGCUAUCUCUAUCUGGGCUUUGAUCGAGCAUAGUGAGGAAGUUGUUGGAAAUACAGAUGGACUUCCGAUUCUUCGACUGGACAGUCCGAAUCAAGACGUCAGGUCUUGGGUUGCCGGGAACGAGAAGAAACGCCUGUACUUGAGUGGAGUUGGGCUUCUGGGGCAUCGAGGUGCCUUGGCCAGGCUGAUAAGUGAGACUGCGAGAUUGCUGGCGGUAGAUAUUGCCUGGCCUCAAGCUUGGAGAACAGGACCAUAUUUGAAACAGUCUUAUGCCGAGUCACAGAGGAUUCAAUAG
Fusarium mangiferae is the source of this 2217-nucleotide messenger RNA. RefSeq lists its product as uncharacterized. The record is from RefSeq and is a predicted model, not a curated record. The coding region runs from base 1 to 2217 and encodes 738 amino acids. NCBI's taxonomy places the organism in Eukaryota, Fungi, Ascomycota, Sordariomycetes, Hypocreales, Nectriaceae. Gene Ontology annotation, molecular function: DNA-binding transcription factor activity, RNA polymerase II-specific; zinc ion binding; DNA binding. The transcript has 4 exons. Gene Ontology annotation, biological process: DNA-templated transcription; regulation of DNA-templated transcription.